Messenger RNA from Giardia duodenalis, 5865 nucleotides. RefSeq lists its product as uncharacterized. Bases 1 to 5865 code for a protein of 1954 amino acids. Lineage: Eukaryota; Fornicata; Diplomonadida; Hexamitidae. The transcript has a single exon. The record is from RefSeq and is a predicted model, not a curated record.
AUGAACGGUGAUGGCUCUCUCGCUGCACCCAGCGAGAAGCACGUCCAGGAAGCCAAGGAGUCGCAUGCUAAUACAGUAGAGGAGCUCUGCAGUUACUGCGAAUUCAAGCUGGAUUCGUCUUGCAUACGCAUGCAUUGUCACGUCUGCAAAGACUUCAGUCUCUGUCUCAAUUGUUAUCUGUCUCAGGCAGAAUAUAAAACACACAAUAGCAGCCACUUGAUGUAUCCUCGGACAGCUUUUAACAUGGUAGCAUGGCCGGAUGGCUGGACAAUUUCGGAUGAUCUGGGGCUGCUCGAAGCGAUAGAAAUCAAUGGUAUCGGGUCCUGGGAGGCGAUUCACCGGUUCAUGCACCGCCCUGCACACGAGCCCUUGGAAACCAUCAUAAGACACUUCAAUUAUAUCUUCUCUGAUACGGGGAUCAUGGGAGCACAGGUUUUAGAUACCCUGACUACUGAAGCACAGGAACAAGCGUUUUUGCAGCAGCUGCCUCCUCUAGCCACAUUGCAACAGUACUCGGAAAUGAUGGAUGCAUACUCGAUGCACAUCUGGCGCGAAGUCCAGGCUAUCAAGGGGCGUGGGCAGCUGGAAACACAUUCAGCUGAUCUUCUGCCAAAUACCCUUCCAAUGGCCGGACCCAUUGAGCUUAGUGGACCUUCGAAACCAGCUUCGCAGUCAUCCCGUCCUUUGCUCAGUUUAGAGAACAUGGAGCAGUGGCCAGAGCGUGCUACGCCAGAUAUAAUCGCAGCAGUUAUGGAGUACUUGCGUGCGCCACCUCCUCCGGAGUGCCAGGCCCUCAGUCAAGGUUUUAAGACUGUCCCGCAGAGCGUUUAUGAUAACGUCAUGAGGGAGUUGCCAGACAACUACAGUACUUUGUUUAAGAAUUUCAUAUUAGCUGAGAAUGCCGUGGACCUCGGGCUUAUAACUCCAGAUGUCUGUGUGUAUCCCCGCGGGGUGGAACUCAGAGAUAUUCCGCAUAAUUCUGGGGAGGGUGAUGGAAAACGGUUUGUCCACGGAAGCUGGCCUCUUAGGAGAGACUUCACUGUGGAGUAUGUCAACAAAGCAGAGUACCCAUUGAUGUUUAUGCGCAUCUUCUAUGGAAAAGAAACGAAGCUGUCUAUGCAGCUGAAGGUUCGCACUCUGCAGGCAUAUGUUGUACGCCUACUUGAGCGGGAAAAGAGGAAGCGCUUCGUGUUUCAGUUCAGUUUGCAUCGGACAGACUUUGCUAUUGAUGAGCUGACACUAGCUACAGACGAGGAGACUAUUCGCCGCCAAGGCAGAGAAAAGGAGUUCGCAUUACCCUUGAAGAUAGAGCUGUAUAACCCCACAGAUAUUCUUAUUAACAAGUUCGAGGCAAACCAUAGCUGGCUUCUUCGUGCUUUCUCAACUCGCUUGGAGUUCAGACAGUUUGCGGCUCUUCACAUACAGGACUGUGAGCUUCGGCGCUACAUUCACACCUUGCAAAUAGCAAGAUUUCUAGGGCUACGUACCCUCGAUCAACUCAUCGACGUAGAUGUCUUUAUGAGAAACCCCCUCCUCUAUGGUGAUCAGUAUGGAGCCCAGAAUGAGCUUCGACGGAGACUACCGUUAUUUUUAUAUACUCCUCCUGCUGAUGGCAAGGAGAAGCCUGGCUCUUCUUCGUCAGCUAACUGUUUUUUUGAAAGUCCGGGUCAGCGGCAAAGCAUCAUGGAUGGUAUAUGCAUGUCUUUGUAUUUGCAGAACGAGUUUAAGACCCUUGCUUUCUUGAAUGCCGAGGUUGAUAAUGAACAGCCUUUUAUCUACUUUGCGCAGCACGAUGCAGGCAGGGAACAUGCACAGUUGGUUAGUGACUUGGCUUCUUCGCCGGCAGCAAGGUACACCUCUAGAUUAUCGGUAGAUGUAGAUCCCGGAACAAACACUGGCGUAAUGAUAGAAACGAUGCAGGCGAACUCUAAUCAUGCAUCAAGGUGUUUCUUCUCUGACGAGGCGUCCGGUCGGUUUGGUGCAUCAGCCCUCUGGUACUUGGUCGAUAAGGCUGCAGUCGUUGGCCCCCUUGAGCAAUCUAAAACCCCACUGACAUUAGAGUUUAUCUUCCUGCGUUUGUUCAAAUUUUGUGGUGGCUCCGAAGUGGCCGAUGGAAAGCUUUCUUCUAUUGGCAAGGAAUCACUUGUUUAUCGAGUCAUGGACUUAAUUUAUAAGCUGUUCUGCAUAUCUAAGACAUCUGUCGAGGUCGUUGCAACCAGCAGACUGAGCUGUGGAGCAGUUCUCACGGUGCACCUGGUUGGCCUUUCUGUCCUCAGCAUCAUGUCUGCCAUUGCCUAUAACAAUUCGUUCAUGAUGUCAUUAUUUAACGACGACUUCGUUAAGUACGCUCGCCAAGGUGAUUCUAUGGAUACAAGGCCCUCGGGCGAUGAAGCAGAACCUGCUCCUACCGAAGCAGGUGACGCAGAGGGGUCUGAUCGAGCACGCCAAGAGUCAAAGUUGCCAGACCAAGGGGGUGAGGAAAGGACUAAAGAAGAUCCUGACACAGAUAUGCAUGAUGCCCCCCAACCAAGCCUUGUGAAUAAGCUUGGUGAUCUGGCGGCAGAUGAGCCACCCCUCAAGCGGGCUUUGGCAGAUGAUCCACUGGAUGCAAUAGAAGAUGAAGUCCAGCGGAAGGCAAAGUUUCUUUCUCAGCUUAAGCCGGUGAUUGCAAAUACACUCACAAUGGAUGCCGGUGCGCAUUACGAAGCGCUCGUUCUCAUAUGCCCGUGGCUCGAAGAAAUCUUUGUGACCAACAAAUUCUUGCACGAUUCAAAGCGUCUUGCAGCAACAACGUCUAAAGAGGCUCCCCCAACAUCCUUGUUAGUAUAUCAAGCCUUCGUACAGUGGCUAUCCACUAUAAUGGCAAAGGGAGUCAGCAUGUUCUCGACCGAACAACAAACACAGUAUGAGAACUCUAUAUAUGCCCAAAUAGGAGGAGCCCAGGCAACAAUGCUCCAAAUGCUAAUUAAUAUCUUCAAAGACUCUACCCAGCUUCGGCCCUUCUUGCGCUCCUUUACUUCAUCAUUCCUGGACACGGGGUCCGAUGUAACGUCUGCUGACAUAGAGCUAAAGGAAACAGUCUGCGCAACAGGUGCUAUUGUAGACUACACCAUACAGAAGUACCGCAGCCUAAUGCAUCAGUCAACGUCCUGGGAUACGUUUUUCAAUGCACGAGCACUGGGACACGUCACAUACACGACCCUAAGGUCGGACAGGGUGGGCUUCAACAAUGUGCAUGUAUUCUCUAAUAUUUCGUUUUGUCUGCAGGUCGCACCUAUGUCGUCUCUCUUGUGCUCUCUUCUGGCAUCUAUUCUUCCUCAUACAAUUAUGGCUUAUGGUCUGAAGUCUCCGUUUGUUGCGUCCUUGCUGAAACUCCUCACAGAUCGGCGUUCUGAAAUCUCCUUCGAGGUGUGUAUAGGCUAUCCGGAGUACUUGGUUCACCCUGACUUCAGAUAUGCAGAUAAGGCUAUGCAAGGAGAUGUGGGGGAAGCAGACCGCAUGGCCAAUGGUCUAAUACACUUCUUGAAAUCAACGCACUCCUACACCGAUAAGGAGGGGCUGGAUCCAGACGCAAUUAGAUCUUCUAUUUGGCUCCCCUCUGCCGCUUAUGGACUCUUCAUCUCCUCUGCUCCCCAGCCUCACCGGAAGAAGAUUUUCGAGGCGUAUCGCCAGGCAUCUUACUUAAUAGCAUGCACGGAGCAGGAAAUGCAUUAUCGAGAUAAGAAUUUGUACAUGUUUUACGGCUCGUUCAAACAGUUUUCGCUGCAGGAGCAUCUUGUUCCAUACGAAAUGUGUACAACCCACCUUUGGCUUUCUCUUCGAUAUUUGCCGAGUGUUGCAGACACAGAUGCUCCAUACUACAAGGCUACUCAGAAGCUCAAGAAGAUAGCUAGCAAGUGCGCUAAUAUCAAUCCUGUCACUAUCAUGGCGUCUGAGUAUCAGAUUGCAAAGCUUUCGAAAGCUGAGUACAAAGAUCUACGGAUACGUUUGUGCACAACAGAUAGAAAGAUCGUCCUGUAUACGUUACGAGAUUACAGCCGGGACAUGUUCUUUAAGAUCUGUGACACGCUUCUGACCCUUACGCAGCAGAAGCUGAACAUCCUUGUAGAGCAGAAUCGGUAUCUUCUGGCGAACGACCCCUUCUAUCGGGACCAGACUAACGUUCGUCAGAGCAAGCGCACAACUCCAGGCCAGGCAGGGCGAAAUAUCAUCGACGCAUUCAAUCACUCCAAUAUAGCUCUUAUAACAUCGCAGUUCGAUGCCUUCAUGGCGCACGAUCACUUUCUUCUUCGAUAUGAUAACCCGGGCGACGCCCCUCGCGGAUGCAGCGAAUCGUCUGCCAAAUCCCGGACGAUCUCUGAGAAGCUCAAGCUACAGGGUCUUGACCCCUCUACUUAUUAUAUUAUUGAACCAAAAGAAUACCUCUUCGGGCCUGUCAUGCCUCGGAAAAGCUACAUUCAGGCUGACAGCCAAAACAGGCCAUCUGCUAUUCUCCCUAUCAACAUGCGCCCGCGGAUGGUUAAGCCACAUCAGAUGCGCUACCUGCAUUCUUCAGUCGGCACCGCAACAGAUUUGAUGAGUCAUAAUGAAUUUUGUUCGCGUUAUCUGACACGAGGAGAGGUAAUCUUUCUGGCUCUUUCAGAGAUAGACAUAGAGACAUAUCUCUUUGCCAAGGAGUCGUUCAUAGCUAGCGGAUACAUAAUAACCCGUACUAUCUUUUCUGUCUUUGAUUGCAGACCCGGGGCAUGCGAGAUCAUGGCCAUCUUGGUCAUCAGCGCUCUGUGCAGCCAGAGUGCAUACUCUACUGUUCCUAUGAUGAACUCAUUCGAUAAUACUAAGAUAGACUAUUCUGUGGAGUGGGCUCACUGUACACCCUACCACCUAUUUCUCAACACCCUGGGAGAUCGUCAGGCCAGAGAUGAGAAUGUCUCGACGGAGAUAACAGCCCACACAGACAUAAAGCUGACCUACGGCACUCGGGAGAUAAGCACAAUUAGCAACCUUCGUCUACCAAAGGCUAAGUUUGAGCCCAAUAUCAUGUCUGUCGAUAGUCUCAAUAUUCCAGCUACGCUGCUCCAGAAGGCAAACGAAAUCAUUGAUAAGGAUAGUCUAGAUAAAGCGAUUCGAAGCUAUCGCUCGAUAUUUCUGCAGAGCCAUUUCAAUCAAGACUAUCGAGCAGCGGCGUCUAACUCUCUUGGAUCAUCAAACCAUGAGCAACACUCUAAUCUAUCCCAUCAAUAUAUGUACCAUCCUUCCUCAGGUUUCCCGGCAAGAAGCACUUACACCAAGAGUGUCCUGAAGGUUAGUAUUGAAACGCAGACUGUACUAUCGUUUUGGCGGGACGAGAAGGCCAAGCGGGUCCAGAAGAUUCUUUCAGCACCAAAACCAGUACAUCAAGGCCAUGUGCGUCCGCCUACGACCAUGCCUGCGGCUCCCGGUGCCAUUCCGCCUCCGGUCGCACCAGCUCUUCCGUCCUUCCCUCCUCUCAAGACGUCGCAGGCCUCCAGCAGGCCACCACCCGGUAUAUUUCCUCCUACUCCUUCCGAGCUCCCUGUGACUCCAGCUGUCCCGCCGGGACUGAGCCCACGCCUGCCGCCUCAAGCAGGUCAGGGUGGGCUCCCAUUGCCUUAUCCUCCGCCCGUUGUACAAGGUCCCGUGUUGCCCAUGGUGCAACCAGGGCCCUAUCUGCCGUCAUCAUGUGCCGUCAUCCCUUCAGAAGCACAUCAACUUCAUCAGCUCCCCAACAUCUCUCCAGUUCUCCCAGAGUCAGUAAAGAACAGUAUCGGCCAACAUUCAUACAGUUCACUUAAUAUCUCUGUACAACAGAAUCUUCUUUCAGGGGGCCUUAACCCGUCGAACCAUUAA